Molecule: messenger RNA, 633 nt
Organism: Hyaloperonospora brassicae
Lineage: Eukaryota; Oomycota; Peronosporomycetes; Peronosporales; Peronosporaceae
Source: the annotation of a GenBank genome assembly
AUGGUCAAGAAACUGGAAGUGCUGGUGCUCGGCGGCCUGCUGGGCGUGCCUUGCGUCAUCAUUCUGUCCAAGUGUGCAGCAUCGCCGUCUCUGUUUGCAGUGCACCCUGCAGCGAACGCCGUGGCUUUUCUAGUGUGCUUCCCACUGGGACUGUACGUGAUGCUCGAGCGAAAGCGUAUCACCAACUUUCGGACGCGAGUGCUCCUUGUCCAGACGCACCUAUUUUCGCACGUAGUUGCGAUGCUCUGUCUGAGUAUCGGCGGCGUGGCAGCUUUUUUGACCAAAAAUACCUUUGGAAAAGAGCAUUUGACGUCGACGCACUCGUGGGUCGCUGUCGUGACGUCGCUAUUGUCGGCGCUUAAUCUGUUUGGGGGCCUCGUUACCACUUUUGGGGGCAAGAAGACGAGAUGGCAGUGGAAGGACUGGAUGCACCGUGCCAAUGGCACUUUGGCCGUCAUGGCGGGAGGCUGCAGUGUCAUUCUCGGUAUCUACAGCGGCACGUGGGGUACUACGCAGCUGGGCGAGGACUUGCAGGUCAAAGUUGCCAGCUCAGUGGCUGCUGCGUACCUUUUACUGUUCCUAAAGGUGGCGAUGAACAGCUCUAAGACGUCGCUGACAAAGGUGAGCGACUGA